Molecule: messenger RNA, 699 nt
Organism: Alternaria alternata
Lineage: Eukaryota; Fungi; Ascomycota; Dothideomycetes; Pleosporales; Pleosporaceae
Exons: 4
Coding region: 1-699 (232 amino acids)
Source: RefSeq, a predicted model, not a curated record
AUGUCGCGCGCAAAUCAGUGGUUUGUGCCUGGCGAUGGAAUCGCGAGAGAAGUCAUCACGGCCGACAUCCAGCGCUACUUGGGCCCAGAUGCGCUCGUCAGGCCUGGCACAGGCACCGGAGAGUACCAGGGCCAGCCAGGCUACUGGAUAACCGCUUAUCGAACUCUCACAUCGCAAAUGAUACAGGAUUUGAAAAUGGAUUCACAACGUUGGCAACAGGAACGCCAGCCAGGCGAAAUUGGACGUGGAGUGGCUUAUCAGGACUCUCGUACACAUGCUGCUCGUCAGCAUUGGGGUCCGACGAAACCAUACGAACACGGCUCGUCUCAUGCGGCGGCGGAUCCCUAUGAUCAGCCUCCUCGCCAGUCGUCAACGUCGUCUAGAGCGACGACGUAUGCGUCUUCAGGCUAUGGUAGCAGUGAUCCCCAUUACACGACGACUCCCACAUCCGUGUAUGGAAGCUCGCAUCCAGGAUACCAGACUUCACCUGCUUCUGCUGCACCCAGGACUCAGCCAGCGGAUCCAUACUCAUCUUACCAGCAGCCCAGUGGAAGGGAUUACCCUGCGCAGUCUGCUUAUUCCUCUUACCCAGCGCAGACUCCAGAUCCAUAUGGACGCCAGCCGGCUACCCAGACGACUCCAUACUCUAAUCCAAGGUAUUUUGGUUACUAUGACGAACCCUAUUUGGUCUAUCGCUAA